Psammomys obesus (fat sand rat) is the source of this 3101-nucleotide messenger RNA. RefSeq names its product matrix metallopeptidase 16 (gene Mmp16). Gene Ontology annotation, molecular function: metalloendopeptidase activity; zinc ion binding. Bases 98 to 1921 code for a protein of 607 amino acids. NCBI's taxonomy places the organism in Eukaryota, Metazoa, Chordata, Mammalia, Rodentia, Muridae. The transcript has 10 exons. Gene Ontology annotation, biological process: collagen catabolic process; proteolysis; skeletal system development. The record is from RefSeq and is a predicted model, not a curated record. Gene Ontology annotation, cellular component: extracellular matrix.
UCUUCUUUUUUCUUUUGAAAGGAAACGAGGGAGUGGGCAUUGGGAAAGAGGGAGAAAACGCAGGGGAGCUCGUCUGUUCGUUGAGGCACAGUUCACUAUGAUCUUACUCACAUUCAGCACUGGAAAAAGGUUGGAUUUCGUGCAUCGUUCGGGGGUGUUUUUCUUGCAAUCCUUGCUUUGGAUUUUAUGUGCUACGGUCUGCGGAACGGAGCAGUAUUUCAAUGUGGAGGUUUGGUUACAAAAAUACGGCUACCUUCCACCUACUGAUCCCAGGAUGUCAGUGCUACGCUCUGCAGAGACCAUGCAGUCAGCCCUAGCUGCCAUGCAACAGUUCUAUGGCAUUAACAUGACAGGAAAAGUGGACAGAAACACAAUCGACUGGAUGAAGAGGCCUCGAUGUGGGGUACCAGACCAGACAAGAGGCAGCUCCAAAUUCAACAUCCGUCGAAAGCGCUACGCAUUAACUGGACAGAAGUGGCAACACAAACACAUCACCUACAGUAUAAAGAACGUAACACCAAAAGUUGGCGACCCUGAGACCCGGAGAGCAAUUCGCCGUGCCUUUGAUGUGUGGCAGAAUGUAACUCCACUAACGUUUGAAGAAGUUCCCUACAGUGAACUAGAAAACGGCAAACGUGAUGUGGAUAUAACCAUCAUUUUUGCAUCCGGUUUUCAUGGAGACAGUUCCCCCUUUGAUGGGGAGGGAGGAUUUUUGGCACAUGCCUAUUUCCCUGGACCAGGAAUUGGAGGAGAUACUCAUUUUGAUUCUGAUGAGCCAUGGACACUGGGAAAUCCCAAUCAUGAUGGAAAUGAUUUAUUCCUCGUAGCAGUUCAUGAGCUGGGACAUGCUCUCGGGCUGGAGCAUUCCAAUGACCCCACCGCUAUCAUGGCUCCCUUUUACCAGUACAUGGAAACAGACAACUUCAAGCUUCCUAAUGACGAUCUACAGGGCAUCCAGAAGAUAUAUGGUCCACCUGACAAGAUCCCUCCACCAACAAGACCUCUACCGACAGUGCCCCCUCACCGAUCUGUUCCUCCAGCUGACCCAAGGAGAAACGACAGGCCCAAACCUCCUCGGCCUCCCACUGGCAGACCUGCUUAUCCAGGAGCCAAACCCAACAUCUGUGAUGGGAACUUCAACACUCUAGCUAUUCUUCGACGGGAGAUGUUUGUUUUCAAGGACCAAUGGUUCUGGCGGGUGAGAAACAACAGGGUGAUGGAUGGAUACCCCAUGCAAAUUACUUACUUCUGGAGGGGCUUGCCUCCCAGUAUCGAUGCAGUUUAUGAGAACAGUGAUGGAAAUUUCGUCUUUUUUAAAGGUAAUAAAUACUGGGUGUUCAAGGACACAACUCUUCAACCCGGUUACCCUCAUGACUUGAUUACUCUUGGGAAUGGAAUUCCUCCUCACGGUAUUGACUCUGCUAUAUGGUGGGAAGAUGUUGGCAAAACCUAUUUCUUCAAAGGUGACAGGUAUUGGAGAUAUAGUGAAGAAAUGAAAACCAUGGACCCUGGCUACCCCAAGCCCAUCACCAUCUGGAAGGGUAUCCCUGAAUCACCACAGGGAGCUUUUGUCCACAAAGAAAAUGGCUUUACCUAUUUCUACAAAGGAAAGGAGUAUUGGAAAUUCAAUAACCAGAUACUCAAAGUAGAACCUGGGUAUCCAAGAUCCAUCCUCAAGGAUUUUAUGGGUUGUGAUGGACCAACAGACCGAGAUAAAGAAGGACUCAGCCCACCAGAUGAUGUAGACAUUGUCAUCAAACUGGACAACACAGCCAGCACUGUGAAAGCCAUAGCUAUUGUCAUUCCCUGCAUCUUGGCCUUAUGCCUCCUUGUAUUGGUUUACACCGUGUUCCAGUUCAAGAGGAAAGGAACGCCCCGCCACAUACUGUACUGUAAACGCUCUAUGCAAGAGUGGGUGUGAUGUAGGGAUUUAUUAUUUUUCUUUCUUUCCCAGGAGUUUGCGGUAACUUGAGAUUCAAGACAAGAGCUGUUAGGCUGUUUCCUCGCUAGGAGCAGGCUGUGGCAGCCUGAUACAGGGCUGACCUUCCAAACCCAGAGGGUUGCUGGUCCUGCACAUGAGUGGAAAUACAUUCAUGGAGAAGCUUCCAUGAUGCACAGUAUCUGCUGUUCUUCAGUCCUCUGUCUUUCUUUGUCAUUCAGUUCUAGGCCUUUCCUCUGCACGCUCAAUGCCCAGUAAAAUUUCAGGAUUAACUGAAGAAGAGGAAAUAUAGAAGAAAAGUUUCUUAAUUUUUUUUUAAUACUUUUCCUUCUGAAAUCUGAGCCCAUUUCUGGGAAAGAGAAAGAGAGAGAAAAAGAGAAAGAAAACAAAAAGAGCCAAUCAGAAAACCCAUAAGUUUUUUCUUUAAGGCAAAAGAAAAAAAAAAGAAUUGUUUGUUUGUUUUUGUUUUUAAACAACAAAAUCCACAACUGAACUUUCAGGAAAGUGUGAAGACCCAAAACAGCUUUGUCUCCAAAGAAGAUAGCUCUGUGAUCACUACGGAUAGUCUCCUGCGCACCGUUCUGUCAGGCGGAAGGUCUGGAACAUACAUGCAGGACUCUAGACUGUUGGGACAGCCAUUUUCCAACAAACAAGGGGCCAAAAUAUCUGCAAUAUAGUAACAGCCUUAAUAAUACAUGCAUUUUUCGUUUUCUACAGCUGUUCUCAGCUAUGUCCACAAUGUAUCAUCACUUCCAUCCUCAUAGCUGUAUUCAGACAGGACCUUUUGAUUGUUUUGAAAUGCUUCUGAACCCCCUCUUGCCUAUUGACCCAGCAUCAUUGUCAUGUUCUUCCCAGUUGUGUUAGGCCUUUGUCCCAGGCCUUCCAUCGGUCUGUCAGCAAUACUCAGCGCAAAGUAGAGCAAGAAGCAGUGUGUCUCUGACAUAAUGAGAGUGAUGGUUAUUUUAUAAACAUGUAUGACUCUGUUGUUACAGCAGUGUAACCCUUUGAGAACUAUCAGAACAGCUUACAGAGUCAGGGUGAUUAGUCUUGCAAUCUGGUCAUUUGUAGAACUGGACAAUAGUGAAAGCCAUCACAGGUUUGAGAAGUUCAGAUUUGUAAAGCAUACCUUACAAUCCCAUGUAAUUCUUUAAUGACUGACAGU